Molecule: messenger RNA, 976 nt
Organism: Chrysoperla carnea
Lineage: Eukaryota; Metazoa; Arthropoda; Insecta; Neuroptera; Chrysopidae
Product: small integral membrane protein 8
Exons: 2
Coding region: 170-430 (86 amino acids)
Source: RefSeq, a predicted model, not a curated record
UUUGAAGUUUUCAAACUAAAUUCUCAUGACUAUUUUUUGUCGAUUUGGGAUAUCAAAAAUUUUUAAUUGGAUAAUGCAAUAAUGUUUAUUAAUUAUUAAAUAAAAAAGGAUUAUAUUUAUAAAAUAUUUCAAAAUUUUCCGUUUUUUACAAAUUAAGAAAUUCCUAGAAAUGUCGAAUAGUAACGAACAGAAACAUGUACCCGGUGAUGGAAUUCGAUCUAUAAAAACUAGUAAUAUUUUUCGAAUUAUUAAUUACGAAUUAUAUUCAAAACCAAAUAUUGUAAUUAUGGUAUUAGGUGUUUUGGGUUUGGGAGGAAGUUUAGGAUAUAUUGCAUAUAUGCGUCAUAAAUAUGAAUCUUUGGGAUAUUAUGUCGCUGUUCAACCUGAUGGAAAGCAAGCUUUUGUAAAGAAACAAUCCAAGUGGGACUAAACUUAUUCCGUUUAGGCAAUAUUCUCCAUCGAAUUUUUCGAAGUUUAAAAUACAUGGUAAUCAUGUAGAAAAAAUUUACAUAUUUUUGAAAAUGUCGCAGAAAAUAUUUUUAUGAGAAGUUGACGGCAAUGGUAAUUGUAUUACAUAGUUUGAUCUAUUGGGUGUAAGUAUUCGAUUCUGUUUUAAUCAAGAUUGUACAUGAUUUCUAGGCUGUACAUUUUUUAUUUAUAUUCAAAAGUAUAGAUAAUAUUUUCAGAAUAAAACUUUCAAUAUCAGAUUACCGUAAAAAUAGUUAAAACGAUUGCAAUACAGCCAGAGAACAAUCUUUUCUUUUGCACAAAAAUUAAAGCCAAAUUAUUUCAUUGUUAUUCAUUGAUGUUAUUUUUGUUAGUACAUUGUUAUUUGCAGUAAUUAAUACAAUUUCCAACGCUCGCAAAUCGACAUGAGAAUAUUCACUGUCCGCUGUCACAAUAAAAUCAUUUUCCUAUAUCUUAGUCGAUUUCACAUGUUAAAUGAUGCGUAUUGUAAUUCGAAAACCAACGAAGU